AUGGGCAAAAAAGGAGCAAAGAACAAAAAGAAGAACAACAACAACAAUAAUAAGCAACGCCUACCGGUGAACGAUAAUAAGUUUUCCCUCUCUGAAGACAACCCUACAGCCGAGCCUGGCCUUGCAGUGGCCGCCGAGGCUGGGGACCAUGGCCAACCUACAACCUUCGACCGUCAAACUUUGCAAUUUUCGUUUUAUCCCGUCACUGCUGCUGCUUCUUCGGAUGGUCUGACAUCGGAUAAGGAUCAGGAUACCACCAAUAACGCGACCCAUUCAGAGGAAGGCCCAUCCCUAGAGAGUGCUCCCGUAGAAGAAUCAGGUUCUCCCGUUGACGCUGCGCCUGCACCCGAAUCUGAAGAGUCACCUGAAGCGGCAGCUGCUCCGCCUGAGCCUGACCCGUCAGAUGAGCCGGCACCUGAAGCCAAGGAAGAAGCAGAAUCUGCGCCAGAGGCAGACGGUACCAAGCAGAAAGCCGAAGACGCCGCCAACCCCGCUGAGCCCGAGACGCCAGCGGCUACUGAAGAUGCCGCGCAAGACUCACCGCCCGAGGACGGUGAUGGUGCCACAGCGGCGGUAGAUGAAAGUCCUGCACCGGAAAGCAAAGAAGGAGACAGCAACGAGGAUGAUUUCCCAGAAUGUGACCCAUCCGCGGAGCUCGAUAAGGUCGAGGCCGAAAAAGCGGAAGCGGCACGGCAAGCGGAGGAAGAUGCAAAAGCAGAAGAGGAGGCAGAAGCAGCAGCUGCAGCAGCUGCUGCAGCAGGGGUUCCUGAUGACGUUGAUAUUGACAUUGGAAAUGAGAACUCACCUACAGAUACUCCAGACAACGAGGAAGCUGCCCCCGCACAGGGUGACCCACCAACGAACGAGUCAGCAGAAGAAGAUGUGACGAAGCCCGACACUGAAAAUAGUCCAGCCCCGGACGGACCCGCUGAAGAGCAGAGCGACUCACCACCCGAAGCAGAGCAGCCCGUCGCUGAAGUACAAGUUCCUACCGAGGAGCAGCCCGCUCCUAAAAAGCCCGCACCUGAACCUUCUUCUGAGGAACCUGCCGCGCCGACUGAGACGGCGGAGAACAACACUUCAGAAGAAGCAGUAGCUCCCGAAGGCGCAACAGCCGAUAUCGCUGCAGACGAAACGACGAAGGAAGAAUCCACUGACGAGAAAGCCCCGGAAGAGCCUGCUGCAGCAGAAAGCCCAGUCGAGGACAAGCAAGAUGAGGCAACAAAAGCUCUUGCAGCGGAAGAAGGAGGAACCAAGACACCGGCCGCGGACGAAGCCGUAGCUGAAGAUGCUGCCGCCGAACCGGCUCCAGAAGCCUCGUCAACUGAUGAGGUGGCUCAACCGGAGGCAACUCCUGCGGAAGCUCCAACUGAAGAGAAGAAAGAGGACGCUCCUCAAGAACCACCGGAGCAACCUCUGACUGAAGAAGUCGUCGAAGAAUCUGCUUCCCCCGAGUCUGUGGCCGAAGAGCCAGCAUCUGCCGAGCAGCCCCCUCCUGCAGAUGAGCCUGCGCCUGAAGAACCUCCUGCUGCUGAGGAGUCGGCCCCUGCUGUGCCUGAAGUGGAGGAGCCUGCGCCGCAGGACGAGACCCCUGUUCAAAAAGCUCCUGCUGCAGAACAGUCUACUGCUGAGGAUGUGACCCCUGAGGAACCUGCCCCCGUUGAAGAGGCAUCGGCAAAAGAACCCGUUGCUGAAGAACCUACUCCAGGUGAUAAAUCCUCUCCAGUUGAAGAGGCUGCUGUCGAGGAAGCGCCUCCAGCCGAGGAAUCUGCUGCGUCUGAAGAAUCCACUCCUGUUGAGGAGGCUGCCCCAACAGAAGAAUCCGCGGCUGAGGAGUCAGCUCCAGCCGAGGAGGCUACCGAGUCUAUUUCAGUGGGAGAGCCUGCUGCUGCUGAUGCCGAGGAGGGCCUUCGUGAAGAGUCGGCUCAUGAGGAACCUGCUCCUGUGGAAGAUGCUCCUGCUGAGGAACCUGCUCCCGUUGAAGAGCCUGCUGCUGAGGAAUCUCCAUCAGUUGAAGAUCCUGCCCCCGUUGAAGAACCGGCUCCGGCUGAAGACCCUGCCGCUGCUGCCGAGGAGAUUCCUACUGAGGAACCUGCCCCCGCUGAGGAGGUUCCUGCUGAGGAACCAGCACCUGUGCAGGAACCUGCAGAGGAACCCACGCCAGUUGAAAAGUCCGUCCCUGAAGAGUCUGCUCCAGCGGAGGAACGUAUUCCCGUGGAAGAGGCUCCUGCUGAGGAAUCUACUCCCGCUGAACCUGCUCCCGUGGAAGAGGUUCCUGCUGAGAUAUCUGCUCCUGUUGAACCUGCUCCCGUUGAAGAGCCUGCUGCUGAGGAAGCCUCUCCUACAGAGUCGGCUCGUGAGGAACCUGCUCCCAUGGAAGAGGCUCCUACUGAGGAAUCUGCUUCCGUUGAACCUGCUUCCGUUGAACCUGCUCCCGUUGAACCUGGCCCCGUUGAAGAGCCUGCUGCUGCCGCCGAGGAGAUACCUGCCGAGGAACCUGCCGUUGUCGAGGAAGGCGCUCCUGUUGAAGAGUCUGUCCCAGUCAAAGAAGCUGCUCCUGUGGACGCGGAAUUCUCCGAAGAGACUCCAGACCCAACACCUGUUGAGGAAAUCUCAAGAGAUAUUGAUGCCUUGGAGCCAUUGGAAGCAGCCUUGCCAGCUGUUGUUCCAGUCGCCAUAGCAGCCGAACAUGCACGCAGGAGAAAGAGGCGAUCCCCGGAUGAGGGACAGAGACGACAUUCGAAGAGUUCCUCUGAGGAAGUACGAAGAUCAUUGCCACGCAAGAAACCUGAGCGAAGUGGUAGUCUCCUUGAUCGGUGGAACAAAGCCCUUGAGGAAGCCAAGCGACAGCAUGAAGAAAAGCUUAGGCAGGAGGAGUUACGGAGUAAGGACAAAUUCCGGACCCCAGAGAAGGCAGAGAGGGACAGGCAUUCCUCAGAGCGAGAGCGCCAUAAACGAAGCGAGCGUUCGUCAAAAGAAGAAGCUGCCGUGGAUGUCAAACACAGUCGACGAAGACCCGAGCGCUCAGCCACCUAUGAAGUUGAGCGUUCUUCGGGGGAAAAGGCUGCCGUGCCUAUCGAACCCAGCCGACGGACCAGAGAGCAUUCGAGUAGUCAGGGAGGAGAACGUAGAAGUACCUCCUCAAGGGAUGGCCAUUCAUCAGUCUCGAAGCCGCGAGCCUUCCUGAAAUACAUGACAGCCGAAUCAGAAACGAAUGGUCCCCUUCUUAAGAUCAAUGGGGACAAAGCUGCUGCAAAUGUGCUUGGGCGUCGGUCUUCCCCAAGCCAUUCCCAUAGCCACCGUCACUCGCACGAAGGAAGAGGGUCCGACCGUUCCACGAGCUCCCAUCAUGCGGCGGAGGAGGAGCAGGCUCGACGCGAGAGACGGGCGCGGCGAAGGGCUGCAGAAGAAGUGGAGCAGGCAAAGGAAAGAGAAGCGACCGACCAUCAUCGCCACCGUCAUAGCGGAGAAACCCGCCAUCACCAUCACCGACGCCGGAGAGAUGAGCCUCCAAAGGAAGAGUCGAAGCUCAAAAAUAUCCUCAAAGCAGUUGUUGCUCAUUAA
Molecule: messenger RNA, 3564 nt
Organism: Aspergillus fumigatus Af293
Lineage: Eukaryota; Fungi; Ascomycota; Eurotiomycetes; Eurotiales; Aspergillaceae
Product: PE repeat family protein
Source: RefSeq, a predicted model, not a curated record